Messenger RNA from Portunus trituberculatus (swimming crab), 3340 nucleotides. Its product is annotated as V-type proton ATPase subunit D-like. NCBI's taxonomy places the organism in Eukaryota, Metazoa, Arthropoda, Malacostraca, Decapoda, Portunidae. The record is from RefSeq and is a predicted model, not a curated record. Gene Ontology annotation, cellular component: proton-transporting V-type ATPase complex. Gene Ontology annotation, molecular function: proton-transporting ATPase activity, rotational mechanism.
UCCUGCCCAUUCAAGUCAGAGAGUUCAUUUUGUAAACAAGAAGGAGGCGAACAUGUCAGGGAAGGACAAGAUUAAUAUUUUCCCCUCCAGAGGGGCGCAGACCCUGAUGAAGGCUCGGCUGGCGGGGGCUGUGAAGGGCCACUCGCUGCUGAAGAAGAAGGCUGAGGCGCUGCAGAUGAGGUUCAGACAGAUCCUGGCCAAGAUUGUAGAGACCAAGACGCUGAUGGGUGACGUGAUGAAGGACGCAGCGUUUCUCGCUGAGGCCAAGUUUGCAUCGGGCGGGGACUUCAACCAGAGUGUGCUGCAGAAUGUUACCAAGGCACGCAUCAAGAUCAGGAGCAAGAUGGACAAUGUUGCUGGCACCAACCUUCCUGUGUUUGAGACCUUCGAGGACGGCGUGGACACUUACGAACUCACAGGACUGUCCAGGGGUGGCCAGCAGAUGGCUAAGCUCAAGAUCAACUACAAGCGAGCCAUUGAACUGUUGGUAGAGUUGGCAUCCCUGCAGGCUUCCUUCGUCACCCUGGAUAAUGUUGUCAAGAUUACCAACAGGAGGGUGAACGCUAUUGAACAUGUCAUCAUCCCAAGGUACGAGAGAACACUUGCUUACAUCCUCUCCGAACUUGACGAACUUGAGCGUGAAGAGUUUUACCGCCUCAAGAAGAUCCAGGAGAAGAAGAAGGCAAUCCGAGACAAGGCGGAGGUGGAGAGGCUGCGUCUGAAGGCCAUCGGAAGGGCUAAGGAGGCAGAGGAGGCUGGCACCAUCUUUGACGAUAAUAAUGAGGAGGAUCUGCUGUUUUGAGGAGGCUGUUUGGGGUGGUGGGGAUAGGUGACUCAACUGACUAAAUGACUGAGUGACUGGUGAUUUGAGUCGAUAGGUGGACUGACUGAGGGACUGGUGAUUUAGAGGGUGGCUGACUGACUGAUUGACUUAUUGGUUUGGCUGACUUGGUGAUAACUGACUGAGUGACUGGUGAUUGAGUGGAUGACUGACUAGCUGACUGGUGAUUGAGUGUGUGGGUAGACUGACUGACUGAGUUAUUCGUUCAUUGAUAACCGACUGAUUGACUGACUGUUUGACUGAUGAGUGUGAUAAUUUAAAUGAUGGACUGACUUAUUGGUGACUGACUGGUGAUUGAGUGGCUAAAGUGACUGGUUGAAUGACUUAUCAACUGACUUUUUAGUUUCUUGAGUGAGUGAUUUGUAACGUGACUGACUGACUGACUGGUUGACUGAGUGGUACUUUGACUGAAUUUCCCUAGACUGACACUGAUAACUUUUCCAAUAUAAACUUCUGUAACUGACUGACUGACUGACUGACUGGCUGAGUGAGUGAUAGCCUGUUAUUCCCAAAGUCAUGACUGGGAACUUAACUGACUGACUGGCUAACUGACUGACUGAUAAAGGGGUUAACUGAAGAAAUAAAACUCAGUCACUCAAGAUAUUUUCAAGUUUAAGAUUGGGUGAAGUCAACCACACUUAACCUAACCUAACCUAACUUGAUGAUGACUUGAACGACUGACCUUUAUAUCUGGUUUUAACAUGUGAAAGGUCGUCAUUCUCUUGGUGUCUUGUAAAAAGUGAAGAUAUAUAUAUUAGUUUGUGGUGUUGGGCUGAGUGGUGGUGGUGGUGGUGGUGACAGGAAUGGUGAUGAGAUGGCUAUAAAAAUUGUUAUCCGUAGUUCUUCCACUCUGUUUUGGAUUAUAUUGUUGUUAUUGUAUUUUUCUUAACAUUUUAUCAUCCUUCCAUUCUCCCUCUCCCUCUUUCCCCUUCUCUCUCUCCUUUUUUCACAAGCUGCAGUGGAAGUUGAUGGUAUUUUCAAGUGUGCUUUUUCAUAAUUCCUACAAAAAUUCCCUAUUUUGUCUGGAUUUCACAGGCUGUAGUGGAAGUUAGUAAGGUUUUCAAGUGUUCCUAUAACAUGACAAUAGUUUAACAGGCUGUAGUGAAAGUUAAAGGGUUUUGAAGGGUGUUUGCACAAUGCUAGUGGUUUGACAGGCUGUAGUGGAAGUCAUUAGGGUUUUUAAGAGUGUCUGCACAAUUCUGGUGAUAGUUUAACAAGCCUGCAGUGGAAGUUAUCAAGGUUUUUCCCAGUUUAACAAGUGUGUAGUGGAAGUUAUUGAGUUUUUUCCGAGAGUUUUUGUGUAGUGGAAGUUAUUGAGAUUUUUCCAAGUUUAUUUAAUUUAGUGAGUGUUUGACAAGGUGUAGUGGCAGUUAUAGGAAUUUUACAAGCCUUUUCAUGAUCCUGGUGAGAGCUUAACAGAAAAUAAAGUGAGGUUUGCAACAAGAUUCAGAUUCCAGUGAUAGUUGAACAAGACACAGUACACACCCUUCAAAACACAACCAACCACUCCUGCAGCCUUUAAAGUCAUUUUGUCAUUUCAUUCACCUCUUCUCUCUCUCUCUCUCUCUCUCAUAUACUUUAAGCAGGCUGCAGUGGAAGUUAUUGACAUUUUCAAGGGUGUUUCAAUGACAUCACCCUUAAAAACACUUAAUAACACAACCAGCCAGUCCCUUAGCCUUUGAGUAAGAGAGCUGAGGAUACUAGAACAAGAACCUUAAGAGAGACUGCCACUCAGGACCUCUCAGCCCGGCAGCCAGACCAGAUGUAGUCCAUGUAGUGGUGUACAGAAAUGUGAAUGUGAAGUGUGGUGAGUGUGUGGUGAUGAAGGGCCAUAAGUGUUUAGUGACAUACGUACUUACAUUCCACAUAACUCAUUGGACAUUAAGCUUUUAGAAUGCCGCUCAUUAUUAAUCAACUUGGGAAAUAUUUUGGCAGAUGGAGAUAUAGAAAAAAAAUAAGAUAAAAUAAAUAUAAAUGAAUACUGUCUCUAAAUAAAAUGCUUCUCUCCACAUUUAUCAUUACAAAACUUGAGUCAUCGCCAAAAUACUUUGAUGGAAGAAGGUAAUAUAAAUAAAUGAAAUAGAUCAACGAACAUAAAUCAACUUCGUCCCUGAAUAAAAAAAAAAAAAAUACUUCCUUAUCAUUACUAAACUCAUUAAAUACUUCGAAGGAUGAAAAUAUAAGAAAAAAAUAAAUAUACAUAAAAUAAACAUGAAAUAACAGAUGCAAUAAAAAAUAAGAGACCAUACAUCAACUUACCAAGGCCCUGUAUAACUAGAUAAACAUUUCAUUAAACCAUAACACACAGAGAAACAUACACACACACAGUAAUCAGAUAUAUGUAGUACUCAAAAAAUUAUUACAAGAUCAGUUCUUUUUUUUUUUUGCAAUCUGUUCCAAUAUUUUUUCCUUGACUUGUUGAGAUUCUAUUGAGAUUUUUUUGUACUUGUCUAGGAGUGAGUGUCUGUACAUAGCAUUAUAUUAAACUGUGUGAGGUGA